Oryzias latipes (Japanese medaka) is the source of this 2315-nucleotide messenger RNA. RefSeq lists its product as uncharacterized. The record is from RefSeq and is a predicted model, not a curated record. Lineage: Eukaryota; Metazoa; Chordata; Actinopteri; Beloniformes; Adrianichthyidae.
UGUUUUGCACAACCUUCCACAGCAGCGAGUCCUCGGGCUUCAGUUUGGAAAUUCGGCAAUGAUUAACGUCACAGAGGAACCAGGAAAGAAAUCCUGAAGUGUGAGGAGCGAGGAAGAGGAGCUGCAGCUGAGAGAAAUGCUGAGCUGCUGCUGAUGAUGAUGAUGGACUUCACUACCUUGGGUUUGAUCUGGUUUGUUCUUGCACUGCCGCCAACAUCACAAGAGUUAGUGAAACUAAAAGUGAGUCCUACUGUCGUUGCCAAGAUCAACACCCAAGUUUCUCUGCACUGCAACGCAUCGUCCUCUCAGAAAGGCUUGGUAAUCAAACACAUGGGAUGGACCCAAAACACAAAGUUAUGCUCUGUGAACGUGGAGGAAAGGGUGAUCAUCCACCAGAACAACUUUACGAGUCCUUUCCACUGUGAAUAUGAGGACGGUCGACUGUCCCUCGUCUUUCAAAGGCUCCUGCCGCUGGAGAUAAACCAACAGUUCAUGUGCAAACUGCGCUCCAACCAGGGAGUGGUCCACGAGUUUACAACAGUGGAGCUACAAGAGAGCGGUGAAGCAGCAGACGGUUCUUUUCAACACAAAAGCCCCAGGUGCAUCUUCGACCACGUCUACCCCGACGGAGAUGUCCACUGGUUCCACGGCGGCCGCAACCUCUCCGACGCCUCUGAGAAGUCCCACACCAGCAAGAGUGUGGACCCACAGGGCUGGCUGACCAUCACCAGUCAGCUGCCCGUCCACAGCGGCCAGGAGUCACGCCUGCCUUACAACUGCUCACUGAAGAGCACACUGUCUGGCAGGUACAUCGCAAGCAUUGCAUUAGUAGGAAACGGAGGCACCCCAUGGAGAUCUUCUGCCGAGUCUGAAAUCAUAAAGGCAGCUCUGUGCCUUUGUGUCUCACUCAUUCUCAGCUGGAAAUAGUGCAUUUGAGAGGAUGAAACCACAAAAAAGGGAAAAUUAUGGCAAAAGUGAUCCAAACUCAGGAGGUACAGAGGUUGUUUUCUUGUUUAUUCCUGCAGAAACCAGAACAACAGCUGUCAAUUAAAUGGAUUUAUCUUCCCUACAGUUCAUAACAAAUGUUGAAAAGUGGAAAAAAAGACUUAAAAAAAAGUAAUAAAUUCACAAAAAAGGAUUUCAAAUGCUUAUUAUCAGACAAAAAAAGGAAUGUUACCUUAAAGCUCAGUUUCCUUCAGCGAAUCUUUUUAAUUCAGAGACGUUUUAUUUCUAAAAGUAAAACUCUUGAUUAUUGGUGUGCACAACUAAAACUAAAAAAACUCUCCGUAAACUAGAAGGUGGAUUCACUUUCCUGUACAGAUUGCCAAAACUGUGAACACGCAUGGUACUCCUGUGUACUGUGCUUUGGUACUUUCUCAUUGUUUUUGUUUUUGUCACGGCAUUGUUCCACACAUGAUCUGUCACCGUUUAACUUGUACAGAUUUUUCUCGUUUGUGUGGAAAAGCGUUGGAUCUGACCCGUUUGUCUGCAGGAUUGCUGUUUCUGUGCUGUAGGAGGAGCGUGCAGGAUUAAUACUGGCUAAAAACCAGAAACGAUUCGUUUAGUGACAUCCUCCACAAACACGAUGAUGGCAGCAGCAGCAACAGCUCUGUCUGCCUCACGGAUCUCUGGUGCCCUCUUGUGAACCUGCAGCGAUCAGCAGCCGUUUAAUGUCAGGAAACGGUGUCUGGCAGCAGAGGGCAGCCCACACUGGAGACCGUUCAAUCCUGGUGCCAGAGCUCAUCACUGAAGCUCCCAUUUAUCCGUUUGGUGGGCAGCCGUUCAGUCGGUUUGGGUUUGGUGUUGACAGGAGCGCUGAGGGAAGCUCAUCUGGUUCUCUCAGAGGUCUGAACUUAGUUCAGAGAGACGUGGAAACCCCCGGCUGCUGUGGAGACAGACGCUGCUCACCGCUACAGUCAUCUCCACCGACCUGCUCAGCUCUCAGCAAAACAAAAGGACUUAAACUUUUACUCCAGUGGAUUAAUUGGUUUAUUUUAUCACAUGCUAAUCUUUAGAGGGUGGGGGGUUGUGUGUGUGUGUGGGGGGGGGGGGGGGGGGGGUCCUGUAGUGAUGCCCCCCCAGUCCCUGCCCUGCAGAAGAGCCUGGAGCUUCGCAGCAGCUGAACAUCCCAUCACCAUGACUCAAACAGACCAAAAACGUGCUGAUCCAGAACAAAAUCCACAGAAUCUUCUCACUGCUGAUGGUUGUUCAUUUUUUCUACAAUCUGCAGAGAAUGUGUACACAAAUACUUGUCAUGUGAAAACGUUUGUACAUUUUUAUAAUAAAAAAUAAAGUUGAGGAUUAAGAAGAAAUGA